AUGGCUGACAAUGCGCGCCAACCGAAUUUGAACUUGACUCCCGAAGAGAAGCGAGUCUUCUAUCAACUUUUUCAAGCUGCCGACACGACAAAUCUAGGCGUUAUCACAGGCGAGAUUGCUGUUCCAUUCUUCGAGAAGACCCAGCUCGCCCCGGAAACCCUCGGAUUGAUAUGGCAAAUCGCGGACAAGGAGAACAGGGGUCUCUUGACCCCCUCUGGGUUUGGUGUCGUGUUGCGAUUGAUCGGGCACGCCCAAGCUGGUCGCUCACCCACAGAUGAAUUGGCUUUACAAACUGGCCCAUUACCCAAGUUUGACGGGAUUGUGGUCGACACUUCCGUACCUUCUCCGCGAGAGAGCGCAGGCAGUCCUCAACCUGCGGCUGGUGGACCACCGAUUCGAGUUCCCCCCCUAAACCCUGAGGAUGUCAACAAGUUUGUUUCUUUGUUCGAGAAAUCGGAUGUUGCUAGAAGUGGGACUAUCAAUGGUGAAACCGCGAAACAGAUCUUUGAACGUGCGAGGCUUCCGAACGAGAUUCUUGGCCGGAUAUGGAAUUUGGCGGACACCAAGCAACGUGGAGUACUUGAUACGACGGAGUUUAUCAUUGCCAUGCACUUGUUGACUUCGUUCAAAUCCGGCGCCAUGAGAGGGAUCCCGCAAGUCCUACCUCUCGGCUUAUACGAUGCAGCCGCUCGGCGAGGCGCCAGCCGGCCGUCCUUCAGUGGCCCAAGGCCAGGACUCGAUGUCCCGCCUGUGCCUGCAAUUCCCAAGCAGUUCACCGGACCUCAGCGGACUCAAAGUCCUAUCAACAGGCAGCAAUUCGGUUCCCCUCUUUCUGCACAAUCAACGGGCGGCGAGUGGCUUGUCUCACCAGCGGAGAAGCUCCAGUUUGACAACUAUUUCAACACUGUGGAUACGGCGAAGUCUGGUGUAAUUAGUGGCGACCAAGCAGUCUCCUUCUUUACGAAAGCACAGUUACCUGAGGAGACCCUCGCGCAAAUUUGGGAUCUUGCGGAUAUUGAUGCUGAUGGCCAAUUGACGAGGGACGAAUUUGCCGUCGCUAUGUAUCUGAUUCGCCUGCAGUAUACGGGCAAGGGUCCCAUUCCGCAGCAUCUACCACCGGCUUUGAUUCCUCCAAGUAUGCGCCGACCAGGUUCUGCGCAGGCAGUGCCAGUCCCUGCUCCAGUCCCUGCACCUGCCCAGGCCCCUGCUCCAAUCCAAACUGCUGCAGAUGAUCUCUUUGGCCUUGAUCCAUUCGCAACUGCUCCUGCGGCCCCUAUUCCUGCUCCUGCCCAGAUGCCACAGUCGACGGGCAACUCAAAUUCUCCAUUUGCGGCGCCGAGCUCGCCAGGACCCCAGUCAUCCCCACCGGCCAGCGCAACAACGUUCAAGCCUUUCGUCCCCACGUCAACUUUUGGUCAAAGCCUGCAACCGCAGGCGACUGGUGCCUCCUCUGGCCCGUCAACCGCUCGUUCUCCGCCUCAGCCGUCUGAUGACCUUCUCGGAGACAAUGACCCUGAAGAAUCCAGCAAGUUGACUCAGGAGACUACGGAACUUGCCAACCUAUCUAAUCAGAUUGGAUCUCUCGCAAAUGAGAUGCAAAAUGUUCAAACGAAGCGAAGCGGCACCGAACAGGAACUUUCUCAGUCUUCCCAACAAAAGCGUGACUUCGAAUCCCGCCUUGCGCAAGCUAGGUCAAUGUACGAGCAGGAGGUGAAGAAUUUCAAGGCUUUGGAAGAGAAGCUGAAAAUUUCUAAGGCCGAAACAACUAAGUUGCAACAGGAGUACGCCUUGAUUGAUGGCAGUAGACAGGAUCUUCAAAAUCAGUACAACCAGGUGUCUGCUGCUCUUGCAGCUGAUCAGCAAGAAAAUGCAAGCCUAAAGGAGAAGAUCCGUGAAGCUAAUGCAGCAGUCACUCAGUUGAAGCCGGCGUUAGAGAAAGCUCGAUCCGAGGCACGCCAACAGAAGGGGCUUGCUGCAAUCAACAAAAAACAACUGGCAACUGUAGAAGGAGAACGGGAUAAGAUCCAAGAAGAAAUCGAUGAUUCGCCCAAGGAGAAUCCAACUAGGGAUGCCCCAGCAGAGUCUGAAGAGGUUGCGUCGCCCGCUAGCAAUCCCCCCGCUGUGACAAGUCCUGCAGCGUCAACAGCUAGUCAGAAUACCAAUCCCUUCUUUAAACGCACGAUGACCGGCUCGAGUGAGAAUAACGCCCCAUCGCCCCAGAUCUCAAACGAUCAACAACGUGCCUUUGACAGUCUGUUUGGUCCUUCCUUUGGCGCUGCCCCAGCCACAGCUGUCACUCCUCCUCCGCCAACAUCCUUUCGCGCAGACUCCCAAGGGAACUCAGUAGCGUCCCCGGUUGGCUCUGGAGUCCCAACUCCGUCAGUAUCCCCCCCGCCCUCGUCCGCUGGUGCAUUUGGCUCGGAACCACCGCCUCCCGCCCUCUCUCGUCAGAUGACCCCGAAUGCCCUUCCUUUAACUGGAACACUCUCUGAAACCACUUCUACCAAAGUUUCUCCUCCAGGUAGUAGAUUUGGUGCUCAAGAUGCAUCUAGUGUGGGGACUCCCUCCCGGGCUGGUGGCAGUGAAGCCCGUGCUGCUUCUACAUCUCCGUUUGACGAGACGGAAGAUUCGAAGGACCGAUUUCCACCCAUCCCCGGUGCUUUCGAAGAACCCUCACAGUCGUCUGCAUCACUAGGUAGUGAGGAAAGGCCAGCUGAGGGAAAAGACCCUAGCUUUGAUGAUUUGUUUGGUGGACCGGCUCAUCAGCGAUCCAAAUCUCAGAAGGACAAUGAUUUCGAGGAGGCCUUUGCCGCGUUGAAGGGCCCUAAUGCGUCUGAAGCGGCAAAGCCCAACGGUGCACCAGAGUCCGAAUUUCCGCCAAUCCGCGAGAUUGACGAUGACGAUGACGACAGCACGGACAGUGAAACACAACUAGGUUUUGACGAUAACUUUACGCCUGUUUUCCCUCAGAGCCAUGGAGCUUCGAAGUCAGACGGCAUUGAGCCAUCGCAACUUGCUGCAUUCCCAGCUCCAGGGUCAUCCAAUAGCCCAACCCUGCCUCCACCUGCGGCAGAAUCACAACCUAGCCCACCCAAGUAUGAUGAAGGUGCUGAAAAGCAGGCUCCAGGCAACAUACCUCCAGAGUUCAGUGGCUUGCUCCCCACCAGGUUUGACCCAACUGCCGCUCCGGACGCUCCUCAUUCCGUAGAAUCUACAACCGGUGCCCCUAUCGUCGGCGGGGAGGCUCAGAAAGACACCACCCAAACGACCCCACCUACACAAACUCCAGGCGGAAGCAAGGCUCCUGAUUUUGAAGCCGCUUUUUCGGGGUUAAACCUCGCACCCGCGAAGGAGGCAGACGACGACGACGAUGAAGAUGAAGAUUUCUCACGAUCCGAGGGCCGACAGAACAACAUGGACUUUGAUUUUUCGUUUGAUCCCGCAGCGUCUCAACAGCAGAGGGCUGCCACCCAAACCAGCGCCUCUGGAAAUACAAGCUCUGAUUUCUUUAGCUUCGACCAGGGUGCCGCACCCUCGUCAUCUGGCCCAGCGAAUCCUGGGACUAAGUCAGAGGACCACGACUGGGAAGCGCUCUUCGCCCCUCUGGACAAUAUCAAAUCUCCAGGCGCAGAGGCAAUCAACGGAGCUCCUUCAGGCGCAUCCACUGAGUCGAAGCAACCUGGCUGGGCACUUCAAAAUGAGACACAGGAUGAUCCGAACCUCCAGCGCCUUACGGGUAUGGGCUUCCCCCGAGACGCCUCCCUGGUCGCCCUAGAAAAAUUCGACUACAAUAUUGACAUGGCAAUCGACCACCUCACGAAAGCGUGA
Aspergillus puulaauensis is the source of this 3828-nucleotide messenger RNA. RefSeq names its product EF hand domain protein. Gene Ontology annotation, molecular function: calcium ion binding; protein binding. The coding region runs from base 1 to 3828 and encodes 1275 amino acids. The transcript is spliced from 6 exons. Gene Ontology annotation, cellular component: cytoplasm; plasma membrane. Gene Ontology annotation, biological process: endocytosis; endosomal transport. NCBI's taxonomy places the organism in Eukaryota, Fungi, Ascomycota, Eurotiomycetes, Eurotiales, Aspergillaceae. The record is from RefSeq and is a predicted model, not a curated record.